AAUUCCAAGCUCUCAAGAUUUUCCUCCAUGAAAGAGAUAAAACAGCACCUCAGGGCAAACAUAGAGUAGUAAAAAUAAGUAAGAGAAGAAGCAGAACAGGGACAGUUCUGGGACAAUCAGAGAAGAUCUGAAGAAAAAUCCCAAGAUAAAUUUUGGUCCCUGUGAAGUGUAAAUACCUCCAAGCUAGGGGCUGCUUAAACAGUAGGUCAGAAAGCCUUGGGAUUAGCUGGUUUGGGAGGCUGCCUGAGCUCCAGCUACAGGAACUUUUAUCCCUGGAACAGUGAGGGGAGCUGGGCGUCUGAGCUGGGGAAGAUUGAAGGAACCUCUGUUGACAAGGAACUCCAGACUCAACUGUACUAUGGAGACUCUUCCAGGGUGAGAAGGAACCAGCACACCCCUGGGCCUGAAUUAUAGUAGCAGCCAAGUGGGUAUAGAGAAGAAUGGAUGGGAAAGAUACUACAGAGGUGCUGCUGGGAACAUGACUGCUGCUAUCAAAAGUUAGAAGGAAAACAUGAAUCCAAAAUCCAAAAUUAUAGCUUCACCUACAAAGCAGGUGUUGUCACCUGUAACGAUUUGAACUUCUGUAAGGCUGAAAAUUGUAUUUGUAACAAGCUACUUGCUGAAUGUUUGAAGAAACACGUGAGCAGCUUCAGCUCUGAAUACAGAGGCUUUCCCCACUCCCGCUGAAGUGAGAAAAGAGUUCCGUGCCUAGCCUGAGCCUGUCAGGUCCCUUUCUUGUCCUUAUCACUUAUUUCUCCCCAGGCUUUCCAAACUCUGGGCUCCCAGAAUCCUCCAAGAUGGUCCCACAUCUCAGCUGUUAACAAACAAACAAAAAAAGAGGCUCCUGAGAUUUGGGGUGGGGGGUGGUAGUGAUCAUGAGACUUCGGGCUGGAAGAGGCUUUGGAAAGUAUUGAGGCCAGAGGUGUCCAACGUGGGGCCCAGGGGCUGAACCAGAUUAAAAUGUAAUUGGGAAAUAGAUCAACAA
Phascolarctos cinereus (koala) is the source of this 985-nucleotide messenger RNA. Lineage: Eukaryota; Metazoa; Chordata; Mammalia; Diprotodontia; Phascolarctidae. The record is from RefSeq and is a predicted model, not a curated record.